CUUAUGUAAGACAGGUUUCCCAUUUCAAGAAAUUUACAACACAUUAUUGCAUAUAUCUUACAAGCAAUCCAAGAAACAGGGCAAAUUGGCUGCCUUGAUGGAGGCAAAACAAGCAAAUUUGAGCAUUCUGAUGUUUCCAUGGAUAGGCCAUGGACAUGUAUUCCCCUAUCUUGAACUAGCCAAGAAUCUGUCAACCCACAACUUCGACAUAUUUUUUUGUUCCACAGCAGUCAAUCUUAGUUCUGUCAAUGAUGUUCUUGCAAACACCUCGUCCUCUGUUUCAAUCCAACUGGUGGAACUCCAUCUACCUUCAGCGCCUGAGCUGCCUCCAUGCUAUCACACGACCAAGAAUGCGCCGCCCCAUCUCCUGCCUAAACUGCAUGAAGCCUUUCAGAUGUCGAACUCAAGUUUCUCCGACAUCAUUACUUCUCUGAACCCCGACAUGCUUAUAUACGAUGGUUUUCAACCGUGGGCUGCCAAGAUUCAGGAGCCGUACCGUAUUCGUUUUACUUCCAUUCCUUCAUUUCUGCAACUUCGGCUUUCCCUUAUGAGGAGAUUUAUCUUCGAGAUUAUGAAAGAAAGGCUUACGAAACCAUGGUUUUUUCUGAUCUAGGAGUCAAAAAGAAUGAUCUUGAUUCGGCAAUUGGGCACUUCACGCUGUCUUGUGACGUUGUUUUAGUGAAAACCUGCAGGGCAAUUGAAGGGAAGUACAUGGACUACUUAUCAGUCUUGUGCAAGAAAAAGCUGGUUCCUGUUGGUCCACUCGUUACACAUUCUAACAGUGAAGAAGGAAAGCAUGCAGAGAUCGUGGAAUGGUUAAGUCAGAAAAAUAAGUUCUCAACUGUUUUCAUUUCCUUUGGAAGUGAAAACUACUUAUCUAAGGAUCAGAUGGUAGAGAUAGCAAAAGGGUUGGAGGCUAGUGAUGUUAACUUUAUAUGGGUUGUCAGAUUUCCUCCUGGAGAAAGAGUCAGCAUAGAAGAAGUGGUGCCUAAGGGAUUUCUUGAUAGGGUGCAAGACAGAGGGAUGAUUUUGCAGGGAUGGGCUCCGCAGACUCAAAUUUUAGCACAUCCAAGUACCGGGGCUUUUUUAAGUCAUUGUGGCAUGAGUUCCAUAAUUGAAAGCAUUUAUUUUGGUGUACCAGUUAUAGCCAUGCCUUUGAAACUUGAUCAGCCCUUCAAUGCUAGGCUAGUGGUGGAGGCUGGUGUUGGGAUUGAGGUCAAAAGAGAUGAAAAUGGAGGAUUUGGUGGAGCCGAUGUUGCAGACGCGAUAAAUAAGGUCAUUGUGAAGGAGACUGGGGAAGAUAUUAGGCUUAAAGCUGCAGAAUUGAGUGAGAAGAUGAAAAAUGAAGAAGAAGAUGCAAUAAAUGAAGCAGCAGAUCAGCUGCGUCGGGUUUGUAUGGAGCAUAAGCAGCAGAAGUGAUAAUACACUGCUUUCUCAGGCUAUGGAAGUCAAAAUCAGUUUAACUUUGAUUUCUUGUCCUGAAAUCACCCAAAAGAUGAUGCUGAGUGCUGGAUUUGGAGAAGGAGAUAACUGGUAAGUUUCGUUGCACGAAAUAAAAUAACUCGCCAAGAUUUUUCCGCAGGAGUUUGUAAUAAUGAACCAAAUGUUUCAGCAUCUAUAUAGAAUCCUGUUCUUAGUACGGAACCAAGCAAAUGAACAAAAACAGAUGAAGCCUCUCUAGAGCAAGUUACAGGUUAUCAAUCCACUCCACUCUUGUACUUUUACCUGUAUAAAACUCAUGUACACAUUGCAAUCAAUAUCAAUCAAGAAACCUACAUUCUCUCAAA
Sesamum indicum (sesame) is the source of this 1787-nucleotide messenger RNA. Its product is annotated as mogroside IIIx synthase. NCBI's taxonomy places the organism in Eukaryota, Viridiplantae, Streptophyta, Magnoliopsida, Lamiales, Pedaliaceae. Gene Ontology annotation, molecular function: UDP-glycosyltransferase activity. The record is from RefSeq and is a predicted model, not a curated record.